Molecule: messenger RNA, 3470 nt
Organism: Melanotaenia boesemani (Boeseman's rainbowfish)
Lineage: Eukaryota; Metazoa; Chordata; Actinopteri; Atheriniformes; Melanotaeniidae
Gene: hnf4g
Product: hepatocyte nuclear factor 4, gamma
Exons: 11
Coding region: 477-1844 (455 amino acids)
Biological process (GO): regulation of transcription by RNA polymerase II; cell differentiation; anatomical structure development
Cellular component (GO): nucleus
Molecular function (GO): RNA polymerase II cis-regulatory region sequence-specific DNA binding; nuclear steroid receptor activity; nuclear receptor activity
Source: RefSeq, a predicted model, not a curated record
UUUAUAGAUUAUAUCUGCUGAGGUGGAGGUGCCAUAUUACUAAAGUAUUGAUUAGAUUAGGAAUCAUAAGAAGGCCUCACACGCUUUCACAUAUACACACAUUCUUUCGAAGAUAUUCAUGCACACACAAACUUGCACAAGCUUGUACAGUUUGCACAAAUAGCAAAAGCUGUCCUCCAAAAUCUGAUUGAAGUCUACUGUACAGAAAACAGAAUACAAAUGGAGACACAAGAAAAUAAAAUAAAAAUAAAUCCUUUCCUAUCUAUUCAUACUUGUGAUAAGUGUCAGAGAGAAGGACAGAUAAGUCAGGUGUAAUAAGGUGAGAGGUCUUUGCUCUAGCUCCGCCUCUCUCCUUGUCCACGGCCCAAUCCAAUGGGAUGAUAUCCCAAGGAUCUCCCUAUGUCACAUCUGUGGCAUUUAGAUGAAAUAGACAGUAAGACAAAAAAGAAAGGAAGAGAAGAGGAGUUGAAACAGGAAUGAAGUAUCCUCCUGCUUCUCAGAGUAAAUCGCUGUUAGAAAUGGAAGUAGCUAACUACUGCGAAGGCCUGGAUCCAUCAUACAGCACUCUGGGCUUUGAGAAUGCAGAAGUGCUCUAUGGGGGAGGGGACAGCAUGCCAACAGAGCCGAGCCACCCUGGUCCAGAAGGGCUCAGCAGUAACUGUGCGAUCUGUGGAGACAAAGCUACAGGCAAACACUACGGGGCGUCCAGCUGUGAUGGCUGUAAAGGCUUCUUCAGACGCUCCAUACGCAAGAGCCACGUGUACACCUGCAGGUUCAGCAGACAGUGCAUUGUGGAUAAAGAUAAGAGGAACCAGUGUCGUUUCUGCAGACUCAACAAAUGCUUCAGAGCUGGAAUGAAAAAAGAAGCCGUACAGAACGAGAGAGAUCGGAUCAGCUCCCGAAGAAGUAUCGCUGACUCCCAAGACCUGCCACCUAUUACUGUUUUGGCACAAGCAGAAUCAUUAUCCCAACAGAUCACCACUCCAGCAGGACUGGCAGACAUAUCUGAGCUGAAAUCGGCCACUGUAGGGGAUGUUUGUGACUCUAUGAGGCAGCAAUUGUUGGUGUUGGUGGAAUGGGCCAAAUAUAUUCCUGCAUUUGGAGAGCUGCCACUGGAUGACCAGGUGAGCUUGCUCAGGGCUCAUGCAGGUGAACACCUCUUGCUCGGGGUUGCCAAAAGGUCAAUGCCAUUCAAGGACUUCCUACUUUUAGGUAAUGGCUUUGCGAUUCACAGGAACAGCCCUGAACCUGAGAUUUGCAGGGUAGCCAACAGAGUCCUAGAUGAGCUGGUCCAGCCGUUUCAAGACAUUCAAAUAGAUGACAAUGAGUAUGCAGCUCUUAAGGCAAUUGUCUUCUUUGACCCAGAUGCAAAGUCUUUGAGGGACCCCUCAAAGAUUAAGGCCAUGCGUUUGCAGGUUCAGAUGAGUCUGGAAGAUUACAUAAAUGACCGUCAGUACGACUCCAGGGGCCGUUUUGGUGAGCUUUUACUCCUGCUGCCCACCCUACAGAGCAUCACCUGGCAGAUGAUUGAACAGCUCCAGUUCAUUAAGCUCUGUGGCCUGGCCAAGAUCGACAACCUGCUGCAUGAGAUGCUUCUGGGAGGACUAGCAACAGAACCCACACACCUGCACCACCCAGCACACACCCAGUUGGCCCAGGACCCUGUAACUGGACACACACUGGUCAUCAGCACCAUGCCUGUUGUUCACACUCCUCAAAUAGCAUCACCAGACACUCCCAUCCCAUCACCCCCGCAGGGUCCUGCCCCAGAAAUGUACAAACACUUUCUCCAGCCUCUGUGUCCUCCAGCGAGCCCAUCACAGUCCACGCAGACGGACCCCUGAUUCUUUCCCCCACCAUGUCAAGGAGGCUGACAUGAGAUCAGUUUUCUUGUUCAUUACUGCAGAAUGAAAAUUAUGAAAGCAUGCUCUGUUCCGUGUGUGUGGUUAGACUAUAUCCUGCUUCUUCUCCCUGUGACUGCUCUAGUAACAAUAGCCCUAAGAAUAAUCAUAGCAGCCAUGUGUAGCAUUUUUUUGGAGCUCUCUCCAACAGGGCUAAUUUGCAGCUGAGAGUUUGGGUGUGCUGAUCAGAUCAGGCUCUAGACUGUGUUACAGCUUUACAAAAACCUCAUCAGUCCCGUAGUCAUCAUGUAGCAGCAGGAAUGGUGAGUGUGUUUGCAAUGAUGGCACAGCAUUAACUUUAGCUAAAUUCUCUAAAUAUCCCAAAGUGACAGCAGGAUCAGACAGCUAGAAGUGUGUUACAUGCUCUUCAAAGCAACAAUUUCUCCCGAAUUCCAGAUUUAAAUGUAAAUUCAUCUGGAGUAAUACAGCUGUCCCCAGGAUGAGUCCUGAGCUCCAUCAUGUGUGCAGAUUUACAAAAUUAUACAACUCUGACUGAAAAUCACUUGUAUUCAUUAAUUUCACAUCACAUAAACUAUUACAGUGAGUUUUCAUUUUUACCACUCUGAGUUAUUCUAAUAAAUAUUUGUUCUUGUGCCUUUCAUACAGCCCAUAUACCAAGAAUAAAUAAAGCAUGCUGGUGCAUGAAGUUUGCAGUUCUCUUAGCUGAUGUGAGAAACAGGGGUGCUGCCAUGCUGAUCUGUUACUUGCAACAGUCUCUAAAUCAAGCCAGUGCAGACCCUACUGGUCCAGCCUGACCUAAACCAUAAAUACAUUUGGGGUCAGAGCUGCAUGUUAGGUAGUGAAGAUAAAAGCUUGCAGAAGAAAAUGGUGCAGUAAAUGCCAAUACAUCAAAUUACACUACUAUGUCAAGAGGCAAAGCAUCCCUGUUAGUUUCAGUGGAUUUCCAUUGAACUAACUGGAUAGAAGAGGAUCAUGCAAACACAGAAUGGACAGAAUGGAUCCCUUGCUAAUAUGUAACUCCAAAACAAUUUUGUUGUUAGCUGAACUUGCACAUUAUAUAUAUAUAUAUACAAGGAUACUCUCUCUCUUUGAGAGAGAGUAUUUUAUUGUGCUGUUUGUGCAAACAUGCAGUUCUUGAUCAGAUUUCUUGCGCAUCUUAAAGGAAAGUAGAGCCAUCAAAAUUCAAUUCACCUCCUAGAAUUUUAUGGCUACAUCAGACUGUUUUGUAAACUUUUUGUGUAUUGUUUCAUUUUAUUGUGGAUAAUUAUCACAUACAUGUACUUUAGUGAUAAAAAAAAAGUGCUUCAAACUCUGGAUUGUUUGAACUGCAGAUUUUCUGUUUUGAUGUCUUUAUUAAUUUGGCAACCUUAAUGAUGGUCCUAUGUGUGCAGUACAUCACUAAUCAAAUGCUGUAUAAAUGUCUAAAAUGUUAUGUAAUCAAAAGUAUCAUGGAGGCAGCAGUAAAAGAAUAUUUUCAAAGAAAUCUUCACAAUGUGACAGCUACUCUUUAAAAAGUUACACUUGCAUCUGCAUGCACAGUUUUGCAUUAACUUUGUGUAUUAGGAUCUAUAAAACCUGCAGUUUCAACAAAUUAAUUAUUUAAAUAUA